Messenger RNA from Solanum verrucosum, 1470 nucleotides. RefSeq names its product IQ domain-containing protein IQM3-like. Lineage: Eukaryota; Viridiplantae; Streptophyta; Magnoliopsida; Solanales; Solanaceae. Gene Ontology annotation, molecular function: protein binding. The transcript has 9 exons. Bases 1 to 1302 code for a protein of 433 amino acids. The record is from RefSeq and is a predicted model, not a curated record.
AUGGAAGUGAAUUCUUUGUCUACUUUUGAUUUCAGCUCUCAUGAUGAGCAUCAUCAAUUUUCUUUUUCCGAUCGCCGUAGGCCGGAAUUCGAAAGCUCUGUUUCAAAUGCCGCCAUGAAAGUUCAGAAGGUUUAUAGGAGUUAUCGUACACGGCGCAUGUUAGCUGACUCUGCCGUGGUUGCUGAAGUGCUCUGGUGGCAAGCUAUAGAUUAUGCUAGAUUGAAUCACAGUACAGUUUCUUUCUUCAACUUCUUAAAACCAGAAACAGCGUCUUCCCGGUGGAAUCGCAUAAGCUUAAAUGCUUCCAAGGUUGGUAAAGGUUUGUCCAAAGACGCCAAAGCUCAGAAAUUGGCUUUUCAACACUGGAUUGAGGCGAUUGACCCACGCCAUCGUUAUGGGCAUAACUUGCAUAUUUAUUAUCAAGAAUGGUGUAAAACUGAAUCUGGUCAGCCCUUCUUCUUUUGGUUGGAUCUUGGAGAUGGCAAAAAGGUUGAUCUCGAAGAAUGUCCAAGAUCUAAGCUUCAGAAGCAAAGUAUCAAGUACCUUGGACCUCAAGAGAGAGAACAUUAUGAAUAUAUUGUUGCUAAAGGAAAAAUUGUGAAUGAGAAAACUGGAGAUGUUCUUGAUACAACUAAAGGGUUGCCAGGGGCAAAGUGGAUUUUUGUGAUGAGCACGUCAAGAAGACUCUAUGCUGGUGAGAAAAAGAAAGGGAUGUUUCAUCAUUCCAGCUUUCUUGCUGGUGGAGCUACUUCGGCUGCUGGAAGACUAGUGGUAAAGGAUGGAAGAGUUAUGUCUAUUUCAGCAUAUAGUGGACAUUAUCGCCCAACAGAAGAUAGGCUUGACAGCUUUUUAUCAUUUCUUAAUGAAAAUGGGGUCAACCUGGAUGAAGUUGAGAUAAGAAAAUCAAAUGAAGACUAUGAAAGCUAUGGAGACAGAAGAUCUGUUGGAAGUGGCUAUACAUCUGAUUUUUCAGCUCUAUCAGAUUCUCCUUCUCAGGCUGAUCUUCCAAAGGAAGAGAAAACAGACCUUCCCUUGGAAUCAGCCCGAAAUCUGGUAGCUCAAACGAGUAGCUAUAACCGAUCCCUCUCAGGCAGUCUUCAGAUCCCAAUAGCAGAGGUGCCAAUUAGGACUCCAAUACUACGAAGGAUUCAUUCCGAGAAGUCUAAAAUGUCGUAUCAACUUCCCUUGGUGUGGUCAACAGGUGCUGGACCAAGAAUUGGCUGUUUUGCUGACUUCCCUGCUGAGCUUAGAUGGCAGGCCUUGGAACUGACUAACCUCUCACCUAGACCUUGUUCUGUAUGAUCAACUCCCAUGCUGGUUCGUACUCCGCAGCUUAUCACUCUCCACUUCUUGGCUAUGGCUCCAUAACUCUUCAAUAGCAAGUGUAAAUUCUUGUUCUGAAGAUUGCACAAUGUUCAUAACACGCAGCGGAAGACAGAAAAACAAUCCUGAACAGAUCUCCUUGUGUUU